Paramecium tetraurelia is the source of this 1056-nucleotide messenger RNA. RefSeq lists its product as uncharacterized. Gene Ontology annotation, cellular component: cytoplasm. Gene Ontology annotation, molecular function: cysteine synthase activity. The record is from RefSeq and is a predicted model, not a curated record. The transcript has 3 exons. Lineage: Eukaryota; Ciliophora; Oligohymenophorea; Peniculida; Parameciidae.
AUGGGCACAUCCAUCUUGGCAGUGGCCAUAACAUACUCCUAUUUGAGGAGGAGAUAGAUUCCUAAGAAACGAUUAGCAGACAUCAUUGGAAACACUCCUUUAAUAUAUUUAAAGAGCCUCUCAGAGUAGACAGGGAGAGAGAUAUAUGCCAAGUGUGAAUUUAUGAAUCCUGGAAGUAGCAUGAAGGAUAGAACUGCUUUGGCAUUAAUAUAAUACGGUAUACAGCAUGGACAUUUGGGAGUCAAAAAUAACACUAUUUAUGAGGGGACAUCAGGAAGCACAGGAGUGAGUCUAACUCUGAUUGGAAAUAGUUUAGGUUGCAAGUGCAAGUUAUAUUUGCAAAAUGAUUUGGCUUAAGAGAAAUACAACAUUUUAUAAACAUGCGGUGCGAUCAUCGAAAAAGUACCACCUGUUUCAAUUGUUGAUUCAGAGCAUUUUUGUAAGAAAGCAGAAAAACAAGCAUACAUUGAAGGUGGAUAUUAUGCUGAUCAAUUUCAUAAUUUGGCCAAUUAAUAAGCCCAUUUUUAAACAGGCAAGGAAAUUUACAAAUAAACAAAUGGUCUGAUAGAUUGUUUUGUUAUGUCUUCAGGAACAGGAGGAUCAAUCGCUGGGAUUUCUCAAUAUUUGAAGGGAAAAAAUAAAAAUAUCAAAGUUAUACUAGCAGACCCUCCUGGCUCAUCUUUGAAAACUCAUGUCAAUAGUGGAGUAUGUUACACUUACUAAGAAGCCGAGGGUCAUAGACUGAAGAAUCCAUUCGAUACUGUGAUAGAAGGGUGUGGGUUGAAUAGAUUGACCAAAAAUUAUUUGCAAGCAAAAAUCGAUUAUGGGUUUACUAUAUAAGAUAAGGAAUCAAUACAGAUGGCUGAAUUUUUAAUUGAAAAGGAGGGACUGUUUGUAGGGGCUUCUAGUGCUAUGAAUUGUGUGGCUGUUCUGAAAGCCGUUGAGAAGUACCCAGAAUGUAAGGUUUUUGUUACUAUCUUAUGCGAUUCUGGAUAAAGAUAUUUGAGUAAAUUUUAUAAUAAAGAAUAUUUAUAAUAACAUAAAAUUGAAUAUUGA